Yamadazyma tenuis ATCC 10573 is the source of this 1593-nucleotide messenger RNA. The record is from RefSeq and is a predicted model, not a curated record. Lineage: Eukaryota; Fungi; Ascomycota; Pichiomycetes; Serinales; Debaryomycetaceae.
UUUCACUCUUCAACACGUCAAUUCUCCAGUAAAUACAAAUGCCCGUGGAUAUCAUUCAUAACGCCGUGGUGAACGGCCCAGAGAUCAUCCCCGGAUGGCCAUACAUUAAGGCAUAUGGCCCUGCUGUGUUGGGCUUGGCAGCAAUAAAAUACUACUUCCGUGGCUCUAUGAACACUUGGGAAAGAGACAUGCACGGGAAAGUUUACAUAGUCACCGGAGGAACUUCGGGACUCGGCAGCGAACUUGUCAAAGAGUUGGCAACUCGUGGAGCACAGAUCAUCCUUCUUGUCCGGACCAUCGAAGAUAAUUGGUUGGAAGAGUAUGUCGAUGACUUGAGAGAAACCACCAACAACUUCAUGAUUUACGCCGAACAGUGUGAUUUAAACUCGUUAUACUCGGUGCGGAAGUUUGCCACGAAGUGGCUUGAUAACCAACCCCCCAGACGGUUAGACGGUAUUCUCUGUUGUGCUGCUGAGUGUUUGCCAGUGGGAAAGACCAGACAAGUAACUGAGGAAGGGGUAGAGAGGCAAAUAGGUAUUAAUUACUUGGCCCAUUACCAUUUGAUCACUUUGUUGGCACCUGCUUUGAGAGUCCAACCUGGUGAUAGAGAUGUGCGGGUAGUGAUGGCAACAUGUCUGUCACAGUCACUUGGAGAAGUGGAUCUCGAAGAUUUACUCUUUGAGAAUAAAAGAUACAACAAGAAUAAACCGUACUUGUGGUAUGGGACGUCCAAGUUAUUGAUGGGGCUAUUUGCCAAAGAGUUCCAAAAACGUUGUGACGAAUACGAAAGAAAGGAUAAGCUUCCUUGUAAUAUCAAAAUUAAUUUGGUGAACCCUGGAAUGAUGAGAUCUCCUUCUACCAGGCGGUUUUUGUCGAUGGGAACCAUCUGGGGAUUGUUGUUGUACGUGCUUUUGUUCCCCAUAUGGUACAUCUUCUUCAAGCAUCCGUAUGAAGGUCAACAGUCGUUUUUGUUUGCAUUGUGGGCGCCUUUCCUUGCUAAAAUGGAUGGAGGUCAAAUGAUUCUGGAGUGCAAAGUGAUCCGGCCAAGCAGAAAGGAGUUUAAGGAUACGGAACUUCAGGCUGCAAUAUUUGACCAAACAGAAGAGUUGAUUACCAAGUUGGAGAAACAGAGUGCUAUCGAACGUAAGAAACAGGAGAAAAAAAAUGAACUGAAAAAGCCCAAAGAACAGAGAUUACAGGAGGCCAAGGAGAAGCAUCUUGCCCAAUUGAAAAAGAAACAAGAUAUCCACGAAAUACCAGCAUCAGUGGAAGAAUUGGAUUCUAAAUUGGGAUAUCUUAGGCAACUGAUUCAACCAGAUAUGCCAUUAUUUCCUGAGUCUGUGCCAGGCAGUAGCACCAGUUCCAAGAAGAAAAAGUCCAAGGCCAAGAAGUAACUCAGUAGAUAGAAAAAUGCAUGUCGUAUGAUUUUCAUCGCUCUUUUCUGUCUCGUCGGCAGUCAGAAAUAAGUCCGAUAAAACCUUAGUAGCUUGACGUAUAUUCUACCAAAAACCAUUCAGAAACCCCCACCACCAAUACCAGGUGCCUUCUCUUAAAUAUAUCAUACCUUUAACCACAAACUUUCAUCGACCUAAA